AAUACUUUGUUUGCCUGAGGUUCUUUCUAAACGUUGUCCUGUUUGACUGCAUAUUUGGUGGGUACUUUGACCUCUACAAAUUGCGGGGCAAACAAUGGAUCUGCCAUUGGACUGAAAGGUUUCUGCUGACAAACUUGACAGAGAGAAAAAGGAGUCCUGUGGUUAGAUUCAACAUAACUUGAUCGAUACCUGGAAUGACCCUCGACUGAGGGUCAAGGUGAAAGAAAUAUGAGCAGAUAGAAUAGAAUAGAAUAGAAUAGAAUAGAAAGCAGUAGAUUUUACUCCUUCCCAUUUCAACAAUCCACAUGUUGUUUGCUCUGGUGAUCGCACGCAGCUUGGAGCAACUGUUCGUGUCACCAAAUCGAUGUACAGAGUAGAAAAACACAAGAUAUUAAUUAUAUGGAAAGCACAGGACGAAACGACUAAUGUAUGAAAUUCACCACGUUCCUCUUAUAUAAAUAAAUAACACUUGGAGUAAAAGAAAGAAAGAACAAACUAACCAAUUAUGCAUUACAUGCCUUUUUAAAGAACGAAUCCUAAAAUCACUUUUUAAUUCAGUUACAUCAGAGUUCGCAAGACAGACAACUAUGCAUUUACUGCGCCGGAGCGGUAUUUAUCCAUUUACUCUCUGCUCCAUCCAUUCUCCAGGCCGAUCUUUCAGGACAAUUUUGAUAUUACAGUUUCUCUUCGUGCCAAGUGAUUUGUCUUUUCUUUCAAGAAAAUGCGUUCAUUCUUUAAGAGCGGCCGCUAUGGCAGGAGCCAAGUUAUUCUUUUCUGACUCAGCAAUUUUUGAUUCGUUACAUAUGUAACCUUAACCAAAUUACAGCAUAAUAUGAUUAGGAAUAGCCUGAAUAAAUGUACAUUAUAUUUGUAUCACAUUACAUUUUUAAUGGAAAGACUACAUCCUACGUAUUAGUAAGGAAGUUAUAGAUUUUCAAAAGGAAAAAAAACAAAAAACUAAACCAGACUGAUAAAGGCCUAAAUUUCCUUCCAGACUCAAAUUAUUAAUAAUAUUAUUUUUAAAAUAGCAACGUCUCGUAGCAUAUAUGAAAUACGUAUUUAAUAAGCUUGUCGUGUCAUCUGCUAAAAAUAUUUUACAUUAGUACAUGGAAUUUAAACAAUGAAACAUUUCGUCAUGCUUCUCAAAAUUCAUUCGUUUGAACAAUUAAUAACAUCAUAUAUAUUAUUAAAUAAAUCAUAGAUAAUUCCAGUUAAAUAACCAGUAAAAAAAAAUCCAAUAAUACCUUCUUCCCACCAAAUUAAAUGUAUUCAUAUCAGUUAUAUUUAUAGCUUUGGAAAAUAUGUAGAAUUUUUUACAAAGUAGUUCUGAAGCAUUCUGUGCAGCCUGCUGUCCUCCUCUUCUCACCAGAGCAAAAAAAAAAAAAAAAAAAAAAAAAAAAAAGGGACAUGUUCAAAUAGCUGCUCGCUCUUAUUGUACGGCCUCAAGCUGCAGGAAGUUAGAACAGCAUUAAAAUUCCACCAGAGCUGUCCCGUGCUCUGGUGUCAAUGACAGACGUAGAGAAGAGAAAUCAGAAAUUAUAAAAACAAUACAAGCUGCACCUUUACAGAGUCGAUGUCUUCUAUAUCUACCCUGUAGAUCCGGAUUUGUGUCCAAAUGUCUAACAGCAUCACAAAUUCGCUUCUAGGGGAGUAUAUAGUGGAUUUACACACGACGGAUUCACCAUUGCUACCUGGACGACCUGCAAGCUGCUGCUUCCUGUUCGAAUAUGCUUGCAAAAUCAAAGUGAAACUAAAAAUCAUUAGGCCUCUUUCCAUUGUUAGCUUUGACAAUAGAGUAAGAACAUUUUUGGGCUAAAUAUACUUUGCUUUUGACGGAGAAUUUGGAAUAAUUUGGAAUUUUAGAUAACUAAAAUAUACAGCAGCUGAUUUGGUUCUGUUUACUUAAUGUUUAAAAGUAUGACGAAGGGAUAAUUUGCUAUUCUGUCAUUUAUUUAUUUAUUUAUUUAUUUAUUUAUUUUAGGCACCAGCAACCCUCCCGACCCCAUUAGGGACUAGGGUGAACAGAAAAUGGAUGGAUAUUUAUUUAUUUAUUAUUAUUUAUAUUUUAGAAGCAAAUGAUUUUAUAUGGGCUAACGGUGUUUAUGUGUGUCCACUCAGCGUCCUCACUUUUAAUCGGCAGUAUGUUGUGUACGCAUAUUUUACUUUAAUAAAUAGCCAUUGUGAUUAAACAUGAGCUAUGCUUAAUUUCUAUUUAUUGUGUGUGUUUGGUGGGAUGUUGUACUUGGCUGAUAUGGGAGGCUGUUGACACCGGAGGGGAGAAAACUAAACCUUGACGGUCUCUGGAUUGUAUAAAGCUCAGAAAAACACGUGGAGGUUUGGAGUCAUUGGAGCUAAUUCCAAUAUUUUUCAUGCAAGGUAUAUAUAUAUAAAACUGACUGAAUCAGUAAGUGAGGUUUGGCUGAUUGUUGGCUGGGUGCCUGGUGGAACCGCGUUUUAAAAGAAUGACACCGAUGCUGAACUCUCGUUCCUCAUGCAAAGGUUUUCUGGUGAUUUAGGAGGCCGCUGAACCUGAAUUACUUGAUGAAUUUUCUAUCGAUCCUAAACACGCCAGAUUAAUCUCUGACGCUGCUACUGGGUGGCGGUGCAGGAGCCGGCCAGGCCACUCUCCCACUCCCCGGUAUUAGCGGAGUAUGAGAAGAAGAAGGGGGAAGAAAGUUGGCAAACAGCCUCUGCACACACCCUGUAUGUACACAGAGGGAGGUGCAGGCGCCAUUAACUCCCCAGAGUCGUUUCUUCCGCUACUUGUUUUAUUGUAUUUUAUUUUCUGCUUGAAUUGGUUAGUUAGGCACUUAAAAGAAGAAAAAGCGACUGAAGAUCACUGUGAGGAAUAAGAUGUCGCUCUUUUUUAAUCGUUGUAAGAACAUCGGCGUUUUUUGUUUGUUUGUUUGUUUGUUUUUGUUUGGGCUUUUGGUCUGAGAUUCUUCCUCUUUCACAAGCUCCGGGUCUGGUAAUAUGAGCAGACCGGUUCGCGGAGCCAGCAGAGGAAAUGAUUGAGGCUUAAAGGGAGAGCGUCUAAUCAAAAACUGAGGUCAUAUGAUCUUGCGCGUGCGAGAGCGGAGUGUAUGUUUAAUUCCAUUUCCUUAUCCGGGGGUCCGUCCAAGAGGCGUGCAAUUGGCUGCUUUCCGUCACGUGGAAUCCCAACUUUGUUCACUUGACAGAAAAGAAGGAGGGUUUAAGUGAACAGGAAUAACCGAAGACUAAAGGGAUGACAUAUAAAUUUUAGUUAUAUUUCAUUUCAAGCCGGUGCAAUUUCAGAAAAAGACUGAAAUUAAUGGCCAUGAGCUCCUAUUUGAUCAACUCCAACUAUGUGGAUCCGAAGUUCCCACCCUGCGAGGAAUACUCACAAAGCGACUAUUUGCCCAGUCACUCCCCGGACUAUUACGGCUCCCAGAGGCAGGACCCUGCCGCUUUCCGGCCAGACUCUGUCUACCACAAUGAGCACAACCCGGCUCAUCACCAACACCGACUCGAGCCGCCGUACACGCCGUGCCAGCGUGCACCACAACCCGCUUCAGAAGUGACGUCCCCCCAGGGUCCCACUGUUCUCCCCACCGGGCUGCACACCACCCCUGUGUCGGAGCAGAGCCACCGCUGUGACUCGGUAACACCGAGCCCGCCUCCACCUCCACCCUGCGGUCAAACGCCUCGCAGCCAAAGCGCUUCUUCCCCCGCCAGCAGCCGGAAGGACCCGGUGGUGUAUCCGUGGAUGAAGAAGGUGCAUGUAAACAUCGUAAAUUCCAGCUACUCUGGUGGAGAACCUAAACGCUCUCGGACGGCCUAUACACGCCAACAGGUUCUGGAGCUAGAGAAGGAGUUCCACUACAACCGCUAUCUGACACGCAGGCGUAGAGUGGAGAUUGCGCACACUUUGUGUCUGUCAGAGCGGCAGAUAAAGAUCUGGUUCCAGAACCGGAGGAUGAAAUGGAAGAAGGACCACAAGCUGCCCAACACGAAAGUCCGCUCCGGGACUAACAGCAUCACAAGCUCUCAGACUGUAUCCGCGUCUCAGAACCGCUCUUCCGGACCUCUAUAGCACGGCUCUUUGAGCUGUGGCCGUCCGUAUUCUCCCGUUUUCAUACUGGAGGCUGAAGAUGUGGUGAAACAAACCCUCCGGAAUGUGCACUUUGGACCAGAGUAAAAACUUAACGUUUGAAAUGAGGACCAACUCCACUCGUGGCAGACCACAGGGCCCGGACUGCUCCGUAACAAACCUGUGACUUUGUGUGUGGGGGUUUUAUGGGAGGUCUGGUUGUAAAAUCUGACUUCAAGAAUCCAAAAGGGAGGCAUGUGUUAGAAUUAAAAACACAGAGCUACACAGUUCGUCGAAUAGAUUUCCGUGAAUCCUAACAUCUCCUCUCUACUUUUUCUCCUCUUUAAAUACUUCUGCCGUCUAGACAGAGCCACCCACCUACCAUAUUUUGCUUAGAGCGGUGUGUGUGUGUGUGUGUGUGCUUUUAACACGCUUUCUUUUAGCUUUUUUUCUUUUGAGAACAUCCUAGCUUCUAUGUUUAAUCACACCAAACCUGAGAGCCAUUCUCUAUGUUUUCUGUGUGGGGUACAAAGCGAAGGGGUGAACCGCGCGGCUCUGCCCAGAACCCCGCCCUCUCAGACCACUACCCCCUCACACACUUGUAAAAAAUGGAACUGUCGUUUCUUCCAUAGCCCCCACUCCACCUCCACACACACACACACACACACACACACACACACACACACACACAUACA
Messenger RNA from Xiphophorus couchianus (Monterrey platyfish), 4746 nucleotides. RefSeq names its product homeobox B4a (gene hoxb4a). Gene Ontology annotation, biological process: positive regulation of transcription by RNA polymerase II; anterior/posterior pattern specification; embryonic skeletal system morphogenesis. Gene Ontology annotation, cellular component: nucleus; nucleoplasm. Lineage: Eukaryota; Metazoa; Chordata; Actinopteri; Cyprinodontiformes; Poeciliidae. The coding region runs from base 3293 to 4054 and encodes 253 amino acids. Gene Ontology annotation, molecular function: RNA polymerase II cis-regulatory region sequence-specific DNA binding; DNA-binding transcription factor activity, RNA polymerase II-specific. The transcript has 2 exons. The record is from RefSeq and is a predicted model, not a curated record.